AUAUGGUGAGCGACGGAGUCACCUGGUCAGCCAGCUUUUGCUUGCUUGUUUUCAACCCCGAAAAUGGUAAAAUCGGGGAAGCUCCGGUCUGGGACCGGGUCCAAGCUGAAACGGUGGAAGAAAGGACACAGCAGUGAUUCCAACCCGCAGACGAAUCGUUUUCGACAAGCUGCGAAAAGCCGCUUCUUCAGCCAACCUGGCGGUGGAAAGAGUGACCUAACAGUCGAUGCUCUCAAGCUUCACAAUGAGCUGCAGGCUGGUCCUCUGGAGCACGCCGCAGGCGACCGUAAAGAUGCCUUUAUGGAAGAGGAGCCUGAUGAGAAGUUUUCAGAAAGAACAUCGGGCACCUUCCUCAGUGGCCUGUCUGAUUGCUCAAACCUCACUUUCAGGAAGGUGCAGCGCUUCUGGGAGUCCAACUCUGCUGCACACAAAGAGAUUUGUGCAGUUUUGGCGGCUGUUACUGAGGUGAUUCGUGGUCAGGGAGGGAAGGAAACUGAAACAGAGUACUUUGCUGCUUUGAUGACCACCCUGGAAGUUGUAGAGUCUGCAGAGUCUCAAGCUGCAGUUGCAUAUCUUCUUAACCUCRUCAUGAAACGAGUUCCUGCUCCUGUGCUGAAGAACAAGUUCUCGGACACCUCCAAGGCCCUGAUCGAUGUCAUGUCUAAGCAGGCCAUGUCUGACACGUCUUCAGCACUUCGAUGGGUCCUGUCAUGCCUUGCCACUUUGUUGAGAAAACAAGAUGUUUCAGUUUGGAGUUAUUCAUCUACUCUGCAGGCUUAUCAUGGCCUGCUCAGCUUCACUGUGCACAGCAAGCCUAAGGUGCGUAAAGCAGCACAGCAAGGUGUUUGCUCCAUCCUCAGAGGCAGUGACUUCCUGUUUACAGAUGAUGCUCCAACACAUCACCCUGCUGCAGUUACAACAGCCAAGUUCUGUGUCAAAGAAAUGGAACAGGCAGGAG
This is a messenger RNA of Austrofundulus limnaeus, 958 nucleotides long. It is a transcript of the gene rrp12, whose product is annotated as ribosomal RNA processing 12 homolog. The record is from RefSeq and is a predicted model, not a curated record. NCBI's taxonomy places the organism in Eukaryota, Metazoa, Chordata, Actinopteri, Cyprinodontiformes, Rivulidae.